Molecule: messenger RNA, 3619 nt
Organism: Oncorhynchus nerka (sockeye salmon)
Lineage: Eukaryota; Metazoa; Chordata; Actinopteri; Salmoniformes; Salmonidae
Product: 45 kDa calcium-binding protein
Exons: 7
Coding region: 201-1283 (360 amino acids)
Biological process (GO): calcium-ion regulated exocytosis
Cellular component (GO): endoplasmic reticulum
Molecular function (GO): calcium ion binding
Source: RefSeq, a predicted model, not a curated record
AUCUGACAGUUGUGGUUGGUCGGUUUGUUUUGCUCGUACGACGACGCAUUCUUGUCAUUGUUAGCUAGGUAGGUGGGCAAUCUCUUCCAUUUGCUGGCAUUUAUUUCCGAGCUACGUUCCAAAUUUGUGGCGUUGGAGCUCAAAAUCAGGUGUGUUAAUCAGCCCUUGAGCAAGCAAGGACAUUGCGCUUGGAAGAAGCCAUGGCUAUAUACUGCAGGACGGCUUGGUACAGGCACCUUAUGGCUGUGUCCAUGGCCCUGUUCUGCCUGCUCCACAACACCAUGGACGUCCAUGCCCGGCCAGCUAACAUGUCAGCCCUGAAGGACAAAAACAACCCCACAAGUAAAGAGGAGAAUGAGAUCCUUCCCCCUGACCAUCUAAAUGGGGUGAAGCUGGAGAUGGAUGGUCACAUCAAUAAGGGCUUCCAUCAGGAGGUGUUCCUGGGUAAGGAGAUGGAGGAGUUUGAGGAGGACUCUGAGCCCAGGAGGAACAGGAAGAAGCUCAUUGAGAUCUUCAGCAAGGUGGACUUUAAUAAAGACAAGAGCGUCAGUGCCAAAGAGAUGCAGCGCUGGAUCAUGGAGAAGACAGAAGAACACUUCCUGGAGGCUGUGAGGGAGAACAAGAUGAGCUUCCAUGCUGUGGACCCAGAUGGAGAUGGACAUGUGAUGUGGGAUGAAUACCGGGUGAAGUUUCUGGCCAGCAAAGGAUUCAAUGAGAAGGAAAUGGCUGACAAGAUAAAGAACAGUGAAGAACUGAAGGUGGACGAGGAGACCCAGGAGGUGCUGGAGAGUCUGAAGGACCGUUGGUUUCAGGCUGAUAACCCCCCAGCCGACCAGCUGCUGAAUGAGGAAGAGUUUCUCUCCUUCCUGCAUCCCGAGCACAGCAAAGGCAUGCUCAAAUACAUGGUCAAGGAGAUCGUUCGUGACCUCGACCAGGACGGCGACAAGAAGCUGACUCUGUCUGAGUUCAUCUCCCUGCCCAUGGGCACCGUGGAGAACCAGCAGGCCCAGGACAUCGACGAUGACUGGGUACGAGAGAGGAAGAAGGAGUUUGAGGAGGUCAUCGACAGAAACCAUGAUGGCAUCGUGACCAUGGAGGAACUAGAGGAGUACAUGGACCCUAUGAACGAGUACAACGCGCUGAACGAGGCUAAGCAGAUGAUCGCUGUGGCCGACGAGAACCAGAACCACAACUUGGAGCUGGAGGAGAUUCUCAAGUACAGCGAAUACUUCACUGGCAGCAAGCUCAUGGACUAUGCCCGGAAUGUUCACGAGGAGUUCUGAAGACAAGCUGACAAAAUCCUCCCUUUCCCUUCUAAUGUGGGCAUCCUCAUAAGUCUUCUCUAAGGACAGGUCUGUCUUAUUGAUGAAAAGAAAAGCCUGAUGUUCUAGUGUGCAAUUCUGUGUUUAAAUCCUAGCCCCAGCCGAGUGACCUGGCCUCCCCCAGUGACUCUUAAAGUAAGGCAUAAAACAUCCUUCAUUUCUGGACUGUCUGCCUCUUCUAAACAUCAGAAUGAACCAUUGCCAAAGUCUGCCUUCUGUCUACAGUGGGACUUAAGUUGUAUUAUCUCACGUAUGAUAAUGCAUUUUGGGUUUUCAGUGCAUUCUAGACACUGCGUCAACUUCAUGAUUCAUUUGUGUUUGAUAUAUUGUGAAAUUUAUGUCUGAGUAAUUGGAACAAGAUUCAUUCCCCCCCUCCAGUGAAGUAGUUGAGGUGUAAGGACAACUUACACAAUUGGGCCUACAAUAUUUGUAGUAGUGCAGAACCGUUCUGUUUUUACUGCAAAAUUAUUUAAAUUGCAUUACUGUAAAGAAUGUAAAUAUCUUCGUUCUUUGGAUUUCCCAUCACAUUCUACAUUUCAUAAUGUCGCUCGGAAGUAACUGUUUACCAAGUCAUCAAUCAUAUUGACCACUGAGCUGAACCCCAGUAACCACUGUACUCUCCACACUCAAUGACUACGUGCUUGCUGCCCUUGUAAACAAUUGUUUGACAUUUGUCGAUUUGGUAAGAAGUUCACACUGCUAUGUCCUGAUAGGUGUUGAUGAUUCUAUGAUCCAUCUUAUUCUUUGAAAUGAGUGCUUAUGUCAGAAUUAUGGUGUUUUAAACCUCUACUGCAAAAAUGUCUCAUUGUUUCCAUACAUUUGUUUGCCUUUGUCUAUAAUUCCAACUGGGGUUUUGCAUUUCCAAAAAUAUGUAAGCUCUGUUAAAUAUCUGAUACAAUCAUUACAAAUGAAUUAGCAAUUUGUUAGCAUGGGUCUGAUUUUUUUUAUUUUUUAGUUUAGAAUGUUUUUGCAGGAUUUUGACAUGAGCCCUCUGGGUACCUUGCCCGUGUCAAUUGUCCAUAUCUUUGUCUGAGACUGGUGUAAGAAAUUAACUUAUUUAUUUAUUUGUUGUUAGUCUUUUGUUUACUCUCAAAGCAGUUACAUCAAUAUGUAAAGAAAAAAAUCUUUAUUUUCCCAGUGUUGUACUUUUAGUUUUUCAAUGCUUAUUUGUUUUUUCCCACUUCUGCAAAUGUUGAACUUAAAUACCAGAUGGAUAUUAUUUGUCAUUGAGAAAUUCCUUAUUUCCUUGUGGAUCCUACCAAUUCAGCCAUGUUUGUACCCCUUGUCAUACUUUGACAAAGCUCUGUAAUAUACAGUACCAGUCAAAAGUUUAGACACACCACCUCAUUCCAGUGUUUUUCUUUUUUUAAACUAUUUUCUACAAAACUGAAAUAACACAUGGAAUCAUGUAGUAACCAAAAAAGUGUUAAACAAAUCAAAAUAGAUUUUAUAUUUGAGAUUCUUCAAAGCACAAAAAACAGCAAGCACUAUGAAACUGGCUCUCAUGAGGACCGCCACUGGAAAGGAAGACCCAGAGUUACAUCUGCUGCAGAGGAUGAGUUACCAGCCUCAGAAAUUGCAGCCCCAAAAAAUGCUUCACAGACUAUAUAUAACAGACACAACUCAACAUCUACUGUUCAGAGGAGACCGCAUGAAUCAGGCCUUCAUGGUUGAAUUGCUGUAAAGAAACCACUACUAAACGACACCAAUAAGAAGAGACUUGCUUGUGCCAAGAAACACGAGCAAUGGACAUUAGACCGGUGGAGUGCUGCAUCAGAUGGCCUGGCCUCCACAAUCACCCGACCUCAACCCAAAGGAGAUAGUUUGGGAUGAGUUGCACCACAGAGUAAAGGAAAAGCAGCCAAGUGCUCAGCAUAUGUGGGAACACCUCCAAUCAUUUCCCAUGAAGCUGGUUGAGAGAAUGCCAUGAGUGUGCAAAGCUGUCAUCCAGGCAAAGGGUGGCUACUUUGAAGAAUAUAAAAUAUUUUGAGUUGUUUAACACCUUUUUUUGGUUACCACAAGAUUCCAUGUGUUAUUUCAUAGUUUUGAUGCCUCCAUCAAAACCCUGGAAUGAGUAGGUGUGUCCAAACUUUUGAUUGGUACUGAAUGUGUAAUAUGCAUUCAUCAACUGCUUUCCUGCUUCAAGGACAAUAUCCUGUGGAAAUACAUCAGUAACUUCGAUCCCGUCAUAUAAUUGAAAUUAUAAAAGAAAAAGCUCAUGCUAUCAGAAUGUGACAACGCUUUAGCUAUACAUUGUAUUCCAGAUUAAACAAUAAAUAUUUCUUAUCAAUCUCUGA